Arabidopsis arenosa is the source of this 527-nucleotide messenger RNA. The record is from the annotation of a GenBank genome assembly. Lineage: Eukaryota; Viridiplantae; Streptophyta; Magnoliopsida; Brassicales; Brassicaceae.
AUCAAACAAACAACUACAAAACAAAAACAAGAACCAUCUCUUGCUCAAAAGUCUAAAUACAAAACACAAAUUCAGCUACAAUGUCAAUCUCAAGAGUUUGUCUCUGCUUAAUCUUUCUCACAAUCGUCGCUUCCCCACUUGUGCUCUGCUCUCGCAGCCCGAAACUCGCAGCACCAUCAGCUGUCAUAGGGAAGAAGCUUGGGAAAGGACAUGUUCAUUCUCCCGCAAUGCUUGUUUCUGAAUCACCCAAGUAUGCUCCUUUUCCAAUGGGUACGCCUACGAAUCCUUCCUCCCCCGUAAGUGCAACACCGUCUUCUGGAUCUGCAGCUGCUGAGGAAGAGGAAUCCGAGAAGGUGCCUUCUAUGCCAAGCAAAGGAAACAGAGAUGGAGGCAACGCGUAAUGAAUGAAGACAAGAAACGCUUUCUACUAGAAUCUUAUUGUGUUUUAAUGACUGUUAAAUCUUUCUCUAGUUUUACAUAUUGUAUCAAAUAAAAUGUACCAUGUAUUAUAAAUGCUAUGUGACAUU